Penicillium pulvis is the source of this 2325-nucleotide messenger RNA. Its product is annotated as M28 family metallopeptidase. The transcript is spliced from 3 exons. The record is from RefSeq and is a predicted model, not a curated record. Bases 1 to 2325 code for a protein of 774 amino acids. NCBI's taxonomy places the organism in Eukaryota, Fungi, Ascomycota, Eurotiomycetes, Eurotiales, Aspergillaceae. Gene Ontology annotation, molecular function: carboxypeptidase activity.
AUGAGGGAGAAAACCAUGGAGUCCUCGGAGACGACGCCUCUGUUGGCUGUAUAUGUUGCACCGCAGCGGUACCGCUACCCUCACCAUGCGAUCCGUCGCACUUGCACACUCCUGCUCGCCGCGCUGCUGCUGGUCGCGGGGACGCUGUUCUUGAUCCCGUCUGCAAUCCUGCCACGGGAUGGUGGUUCUAUUUGGUCUUAUCUCCCAUGGGCUCACCCCCUUCCAUACGAGUCGUGGCCGCACGGCAACGGACUCACUUACGACCAACUGCAGGAAAUCCUCCUUGAAACUCCGUCGGCAGCUAAGGCGCGGGAGUGGAGCUCAUACUAUACCGCGGGGCCCCACCUGGCGGGUAAGAACCUCAGCCAAGCUCUAUGGACCAUGGAAAAAUGGCAGGAGUUUGGCGUGGAGGAUACCAGCCUUGCUACCUAUGAAAUCUAUUUGAAUUACCCCGUGGAUCACAGGUUGGCUUUGCUAAAGAAGUCGGACGAUCAAACAGAGGUAACCUUUGAGGCUACUUUGGAGGAAGAUGUGUUGGAGGAAGAUCCAACUUCAAGUCUCCCCGAUCGAGUUCCCGUCUUUCAUGGAUACUCAGCCAGUGGCAAUGUCACUGCCCAGUUUGUGUACGCCAACUUUGGCACCUACAAGGACUUUGAAGACCUCGUGAAUGCCAAUAUCACCCUAGAAGGCAACAUUGCGAUCGUCAAGUACGGCGGCAUAUUCCGUGGCCUCAAAGUCAAACGCGCACAGGAGCUCGGAAUGGUAGGCGUGGUUAUCUACUCGGAUCCGCAAGAGGACGGGGACAUCACCGAGCUUAAUGGGUAUGAGGCUUACCCCAACGGACCUGCCCGGAAUCCCAGUGCUGUUCAGAGGGGUAGUACACAGUUUUUAAGUAUCCUCCCAGGAGAUCCAACCACUCCGGGAUAUGCAUCCAAACCAGGUGUGGAGCGACAGGACCCACAAAACUCCAUUCCCUCCAUUCCAUCCCUUCCGAUCUCUUACAAAGAGGCUCUGCCAUUUUUGAAGGCUUUGAACGGUCACGGUCCCAAGGCAUCAGAGUUCAACAAGUAUUGGCAAGGCGGUGGUUUGGCACAUAAGGGUGUCGAAUAUAACAUUGGUCCUUCUCCGGCAGACGUCGUCAUCAACCUGAACAACGAACAGGAAUAUGUGACGACUCCACUGUGGAACGUCAUUGGCGUGAUCAAGGGAAGCAUUCCAGACGAAGUCAUUGUGUUGGGUAAUCACCGAGAUGCAUGGAUUGCAGGAGGUGCAGGAGACCCCAACAGCGGAUCCGCCGCUCUCAACGAGGUUAUCCGUAGCUUCGGCGAAGCUCUGAAGGCUGGAUGGAAACCGCUGCGAACAAUUGUGUUCGCAAGCUGGGAUGGCGAAGAAUAUGGCCUGCUUGGCUCCACAGAGUGGGUUGAAGACAACCUUCCCUGGCUCUCCAAGGCCAACGUCGCGUAUCUCAAUGUGGAUGUUGCUGCUGCUGGCACGGAGUUUGCUCCUCGAGCCGCACCCCUGCUAAACAAAUUGAUUUAUGAAGUCGCUGGCCUAGUGCAAUCUCCCAACCAGACCGUGGCCGGCCAAACCGUCCGUGAUGCUUGGAACGGGAAGAUUUCCACAAUGGGCAGUGGCAGUGAUUUCACCGCAUUCCAGGACUUUGCCGGUGUCGCCAGUCUAGACUUCGGGUUCGGUCGUGGUGAAAAGGACCCAGUCUAUCCCUAUCAUUCAAAUUACGACAGUUUCGCUUGGAUGGAGAAAUUUGGUGAUGCAGAUUGGAGCCACCACGUUGCGUGCACUAAACUGUGGGCACUGGCGGCGGCUCGCCUUGCUGACUCUCCUGUCAUCGCCUUCUCAGCCAACGACUACGCCAAGGGUCUAUAUUCGUACCUUCGUCGCAUUGAGCCGGUCGCAAAGCAACUUCCAACUGGGUCACGUUUCGAGUUUGCUCCUCUCGAUGUAGCGAUUGCCGAGUUCCAGUCGGCGGCGGAGGCUUUCGAUGCCCAUGCUGCUGACCUGACCGAGCAACUUGGAGAGCACGUGCCAUGGUACCACUGGUACAAGAAAAUCAGGUUGUAUUUCCAGAUUCGAGCUGUCAAUUUGAAAUACAAGGGGCUGGAGCGAGCAUUCUUGUACGAGCCGGGUCUUGACGGCCGUAACUGGUUCAAGCAUGUCGUUUUCGCCCCGGGUAUCUGGACUGGUUAUUCUGGCGCCACCUACCCUGGUAUCGUGGAAAGUCUAGAGGCUCAGGACGUGGCUAAUGCCGAGAAAUGGUCCAAGAUUAUCCAAGAGAGAAUCCAUUCGGCAACUUCGUUACUGGUUUGA